UGCCCGCACGAGGUUUUCUAAUUGUAAAAAUAAUUUCUUUGUUUAAUUUAAUUCAGUUAAUUUCAUUUUAAGUGGCAGAAACAGCCAGGUGUGUAUGGCUUACCGGAAGUGGAAUGUGCGCAUGUGCUACGUUUCUCCAUUGACAGUUUACCGAAAAAUCAAUCAAUCUAAUGGUAGAAAUGUAUAACGUUGGAGGAAAUUAAAUAAAAAGGAAAUGUUUUGCCUCCUCUUCCCUCAUUUCCUCGUCUUUGGAACGUCUACCGCAUCCCGAUGACGUCACGUCGUCAUCAUCAGCCUCUCCAGACUCAACAUGUCUUCUCUAGAUGUCAGAAUCUGUCGUUGCUUCUACGGAGAUAAGGGCUAAAGAAGAGCUUUCUGCAUCAUCAGAUCGACUAACUUUACAUCAAUGGAAGUGUUCCUUAUCCUCUCCAUUUUGAUCAUGGCGAGCAUCCGGUAUUGUGACUGCAUCAACUGUUACACGUGCAGUUCGUGGAACGGGACCAAUAUCAAUUGUCACGAUCCGUUCAACCCGGCCAUGAGUACCUACACGGAGGAUUGCAUGAUGCCUAAAGAAGGCCACAUUGGGCAGUUUCCAGCAAAUUUCUGUAUCAAAAUCAUCGGAAAAACAGCAGAAGAUAAUAUCGAGCUAGUGAUACGUAUGUGCACGCUAGAGAACAUGGACAAUCAGUGUGGUGUGUUUAAAUUCGAAAACAAUGAACUGAAAGGAUGUAUCCUCACCUGUGAUUACGAUGGUUGCAAUGGAGUCUCCGUUAUGCUGGCCAGUGCUGCUUUGAUCUUGACGUUUCUUCUGUUAGGUAGUUACACAAUGGUGUGAACUAUUCUACAAGAAAGAAACCCCCAAAAACUGUCUAUGUUAUGUAUGUUGUUAUAUGCGGUAACGAUGCCUACCUACUGUACCAAACAAUUGGGUCUCGUUAUUCCGCAUUAACUUAUAAACGUGGAAUAUACUUUUAUAUGUGUACGUUUUAGUUGGUAACGUUACUUUAACCGAGAUGUACAGGAUGUUAAUGGCAUAUCAACAUGCUUACAAAUGGCACAAACUUUUCUAAAACCAUCCCCUCAUCCGUUCUUAAUUCUUAAAAAGUAAUUUUAAAAACUUUUUCUCUUCUAUAAAUCUUUUUAAAAAACCGGGAACGUCCGGUCUACUAUUUCAGAAUAUACAAAAAUUUCUUGAGAUGCCUUCACACGUGAUCAAGUUACGUCACACCACUCAUAUCCUCCCAUAAGUGUCCAUCCAAUUCUUAUUAAACUAUGUAACAUUUUAUUCCUUUAUCCGCCAUUUUUAUUUCGAGAUUAUUUGUGUAAAUUAAUUACAGAAAAAACAAAAAAGAAUUGUUAGCCUUCGAUGUUACGAUGCCAAAUUGUAUUAUAAAUAUUUAUUUAUGUAGAUAAGAUGGGCGUAUAUUCUGUUUUCAUCAAUAAAUAGUAUCUGAUCGAUGCUCUGGUCUAG
Molecule: messenger RNA, 1471 nt
Organism: Centruroides sculpturatus (bark scorpion)
Lineage: Eukaryota; Metazoa; Arthropoda; Arachnida; Scorpiones; Buthidae
Exons: 4
Coding region: 407-835 (142 amino acids)
Biological process (GO): regulation of synaptic transmission, cholinergic; sleep; positive regulation of voltage-gated potassium channel activity
Source: RefSeq, a predicted model, not a curated record